GGACCAGAACCAUUGGGACUGAUUCUUCCUUCCGGCCGCGCACUAUACUUUCUGGUACCGUAGAACCGGCUCUCGGCCGAAACGAGGAGGCGGGCGGCAACGCAACGCAACGCAACGGGACGAUGAUGAGACCCGGGGGCCGGGCCGCGGGCGGGCGGGGAACGACGGCCCCUCCCGAGCGGUCGGCCCGGCACCUCCCGCGGAGGCCACCACCGCGGAGGGCCGGCACGAGCGCCUUGGUCUGUUUCGGGGUGGUUCUUCCCCUGUGCGCGCUUUGCCACGCCCUGGUGGUGGUGUACCGGAGCGCCGGGGUUGCGGCCGGUGGCAGCGGGUGGGCACUCCCCCUUGCCGAACCCUUCGAAACCUACGGCGGUGCCAACGGCGAUGCCCAUCACAGGUACCUGUGCGACGACGAAACCAACGACAGAAACACGAACGGAGCGGACACCGAAACCACRGUCUUUGGAAACAGCUCGGCGGUCCGCCGCCACUGGGAGCUCAUCGACUCCACCGUAGAGCGGAACUUUCCAAAGGCAAGGGUGUCCGGGGGGAUAUUYCUCUACCCCCACCAGUCCUCCAUCCUGACCGGACUCAUCCGGCGCAUCGUCCGCUACAAGAACGGAAGAAAGGAGCCACGGRGGACCACCGUUUGCGAAACGGGGUUCGGAUCGGGGCACUCGAUGGCGCUCUUUCGGGAGGCACUGGCCGACGCGGCCGGGGACCACCCCUCGCGGGGAAGGGUGGUUUCCUUCGACAAGUUCGACCGACCGUACCAGCUCCCGAUCUGGCACCACCUGAACGACACCAACGCGAACGAAGACGCCUCGCGCCACAAACAMACCAACGGCAAGGCCAACGRUGCCGGCCCCCUUUUGUCSCUGGACUUUGUCCAGGGSAACUCGUGCCGGACGGUUCCGAGGCRCCUGUCCGAGAUGGACUGCGACGUCCUGCACGGAUCGUCGCUCUGCCCGACCGACAACAUCGACCUGGUGGAGCACUCGCCCUGCGGGGUGGUCCUGACCUCGACCGCCAUGGAUUCCCUGCGGAGCGGCGUCUACUUUGGCUACGGCGGGCAGUGGAGGACCCUCCGGGAGCGGAACUGCAUCGGAAGCGUGGCCUGCUUUGCGGAGGACGGCCCGCUGGACCUGCGGCGGGACUACGUGUUUGCCCAAAAGGGGGAGKCCAGGGGCGGGGAGUUYUGUGUGGCCGUUACGACGGGGGUUUGCCAGAAGGCCGGGUCGCGGCGGGGGCGAGAACCAAAACCAGAACAACACGGCGACGAAGCCUGCGCGGAAACCGUGAAACGGAUGGAAUCCCUGCUGGGAUUGGACAAGAUCUGUCCGAGGUAUCGGAUCCAGGUCCCGCCGUGACGCGGAUGGCAGAGCAAUGCGCGAAACAAUGUGCCAAUAGAAUAGAAUAGAAUCC
This is a messenger RNA of Pseudo-nitzschia multistriata, 1425 nucleotides long. The record is from the annotation of a GenBank genome assembly. NCBI's taxonomy places the organism in Eukaryota, Bacillariophyta, Bacillariophyceae, Bacillariales, Bacillariaceae.